Messenger RNA from Plectropomus leopardus (leopard coralgrouper), 3722 nucleotides. It is a transcript of the gene pcmtd2b, whose product is annotated as protein-L-isoaspartate (D-aspartate) O-methyltransferase domain containing 2b. The record is from RefSeq and is a predicted model, not a curated record. NCBI's taxonomy places the organism in Eukaryota, Metazoa, Chordata, Actinopteri, Perciformes, Serranidae. Gene Ontology annotation, molecular function: protein-L-isoaspartate (D-aspartate) O-methyltransferase activity. Gene Ontology annotation, cellular component: cytoplasm. Gene Ontology annotation, biological process: protein modification process.
UUACAUCCAGCAGUGGUGUGUUUCUGGCUGGAUACCCCAACAACAAAAGGCUGAACACAAGGAAACCCGCUAACACAGAGCAGAGUCGUCGGUGUUUUCUCCAGUCACCAUGGGUGGAGCUGUCAGUGCCGGUGAGGACAAUGACGACUUGAUUGACAAUCUGAAGGAGGCUUACUACAUCCGCUCAGACCUGGUGGAGCGGGCUUUUCGAGCUAUUGACAGAGCCGACUAUUACCUGGAUGAGCACCGGGACAAUGCUUAUAAGGACUUGGCUUGGCGGCAUGGGAACAUCCACUUGUCUGCUCCGUGUAUCUACUCUGAGGUGAUGGAGGCUUUGGAUCUUCACCCCGGCCUCUCUUUCCUCAACCUCGGCAGUGGGACUGGCUACCUCAGCACCAUGGUGGGCCUCAUACUGGGACCAUUUGGAGUAAAUCAUGGAAUAGAGUUACACGCAGAUGUGAUUGAGUAUGCCUACCAGAAGCUCGAUUCCUUCAUCAAAACCAGCGACAGCUUUGACAAAUUUGAAUUCUGUGAGCCGUCUUUUGUUGUGGGUAACUGCCUGGAGAUUCCCCCGGAGAGCCGUCAGUAUGACAGGGUGUACUGCGGGGCCGGGGUGCAGAAGGAGCAUGAGGAUUACAUGAAGAACCUGCUCAAGAUGGGGGGCAUCCUGGUGAUGCCUCUGGAGGAAAAGUUGACCAAGAUCACUCGUACGGGACCGAACAGCUGGGAGACCAAAAAGAUCAUUUCUGUGUCCUUCGCUCCUCUGGUGCUGCCCAAACACAGCACGAAUGGCAAACCCAAGACUGCCCCACUACCCAAGUACGAGGUACGGACGUUACAGGAACUGGCUCGCAUCUGCAUCCGCCACACCCUCAGAGUGACCACAGACGGAGGAGACAGCCAAUCCCGCGGCCGAGGCUCCUCGUUCAGCGUAGGCAGGGGUCUGGCUGUGGCCGGCCUCCAUAAGUACGGCCCUCGCUUCAAACGCAGACGCGUGCACCGGCGCCACUGCAACGCCCUCGUCCUGGCCACGCGCCAGGUGGUGGCCAGCAGCGGCAUCGGACCCGCCUCUCUGGACAGCAACAACAACCAGGGGGGAAGAGCUGAGGACGAGGAGGAGGCGGGGGAGAGGGAGGGGAGGCGGCAGAUGAGGGGGAGCAGGAGGGUGGCGAGGGCCGUGGGAGGGGUGGUGGAAGAGGAGGAAACAGUGGAGGAGGAAGACGAGGAGGAGGAGCAGGAGGAGGAGGAGGAGAAGGAGACUGGGGAGCUGCUGCGACCCCAGCCGGCCGUGAACGUCCUCAGAGAGAGGAUACUGGGCCUGCCGCUGCCUGAGCCUCUCAAGAUGUACCUGCUGUUCUACAGAGAGAAAUGAGGCCGCCGGAGCCGCAGCCAGGUCCUGAGUCAGAGCCCAGAGCCGAGAGCGCCGACCCAGCAGAGCCUCACGUCUCUGUCCCAACCCCAACACCACCUGCACAAGGCAGGACAACUUGCUACUACCUUACUGACCCCCAGCCCCACCGAGGACCCCUCUCUCUCUCUCUGUCAUCUCUCCCUCAUCCCCACUUUCUGACUCCCUCUUUCUCCUACUCCGUUCAUCUCCAUAGCGCAUAACACAUAUCUAACAUAUAUCUAACAUGCCAGUCAAAGCCUUGCCUAACAACAGUUUAGCAGUGGCCUGAAUCCACAGCUUGUAAAAGGCAACUCAGUGGUGCUGAGAAAGAGAAGCAUCAUUGUUUAGUCUACAGUCACAGACUAGACAGUGCAAGAGUUCAGACACCGUAGCAACACGCAGAGAGAGCAGCUUACCAAGAGACCAAGAAGGCUUAGGACUGUCCCAGCUCUUUUCUGUCCACUAAUGCCCAACGGUCGACAUCGUACACUGAUUGUGCGGAUUGUGUGGCAGCCAGUUUGUCAGCAUAAGGUGGUGUGUAUUAUCAUCUCAUGGGGAUGGCAUCGUUUUAAAAAGGAAGUCAGAGUCGGCCCAACAUUGUGAGGAAGGAAAAUGUGCACUCAAAGAUCCAAUGAUGUGAGAGUUAUAUUUUCUCUUUCACUGUAUCAUAUUCAGUGAUACUGUAGCUACAGCUAGUGACCAAGAUGGCGUGGCAGUUGUGACUAUUUUGACUGAUUUUCCAAAUAAAAGAGAGCUUUUUCUUGAGCCCUCAGUCCAUUAAAUGAUUUCACUUAGAGGUCCAGUGUGUAGGAUUUAUGGGGAUAUAUUGGCAUAAAUUAAAUGUAACAUAAUAUAAUAUAUAAUAGCAUAUUCCAUUUAAAUAUUCCAAAUUAGAGAGAUUGGAGAGCAGUAGACAUUUUUUGAUAAUUCGGCACCUCCUGAACAAUGUCCAUCAAAGGAAUUCUAUCCGGAUUCUGGUUGCUGGUUGCAAUCUGCCAUCCUCACUACUAGAUGCCACUAAAUCCCCCUAAAUCUUACACACUGCUCCUUUAAAUUAUCUGCUUUUCUGAGGCCAAGGGUUGAUCAUCAUUUCAAGCAUUUUAGGAGACUACUUGAUUUACUAGAAGGUUGAGUUUUCCCCUUUUCUAUGCAUAUAUUCCACUGUUUGAUGCUAUAUUUGUCUCCUGUCAUCAGGAGAUGAAACUGACUUACAUCCCUACAUGUUUAUCCAAAGGGCAGUGUUUUUCUCUGCAUCCCAUUAUAUUCUCUUUACCAAAAGAGGAUGACCAUAAAAGAUCACAUACUUACUAAUAUUCCAAUAUACAUAAAUAAACCAGCAUGAUAAAACACAUAACUAAUGUUUUUGAUGAUUGACAGCGUGCAGGUUUUCUGUCAUCUUUUUUUUUCUUUUUUGGUCUUGUAAUAUUUUUGAAUUUUAUGAGACUUGAAGUGGUGUGUACAUAUGAAACUGUAUGUUUUGUGAAGAAAAAAAAAUGAAGAUACUCUGAGAAGUAGAUGUAUCUUUUCAUCACAUUUUUCUGUUGUAGUUUCUAGUUAGAUGGAGCAUUAUUCCUUUGUACUUUUUGCUUUUGUACCAAACUCUCUGCUCCCCCUCUGUGCCAAACUUCCGUUGCAUGGACUAAACUCUUGAGAUGAAACGGCAGAUCAACAGCAAGUUGCUCAUUUGGAGAAAAAAGAAUGUGUUGCUGUUUACUUUUUUCUUUUUUAACUUGAAAAAACGCUCCACUUCUACUGAAAUGAGAUUGGUCGUUCAUGCAUUAGUUAUCAUGAAAGGGUUAAGAUUUCUACCGUUAGGCAGUUUGAAUCUGAAGAACGUUUGUGAUAAACAGCAAAGUGAUAUUUGCACAACACACCUGCAUCAGUAAAUACAGUUGAUAGAUAAAUAAUGGAUGUGAUCACAAUAAUAGAGAGGAUUUGAAUAUGUGCAGUUUAUUUUGGUAAGCUAUACAACUCUGAAUGGGAGGAAUUGUUUCCAAAAUGCGGGUCGCUAUCAGGCAGAGUGACUCAUAUCCCGUCUGAUUCUUGCUGGGAGUGUGUCACAUUUCACUGUCGGGCCAAUCUACCAUUUCUACCGCUGCUGGAUCUGCCUUUGAGUACUGUAUGUACAUCAUUCCUUUAUUUGACAUGAGUACCAUUCAUGUUUGGUUGUUGUGCAUUUGUGAUUCUCUGCUGAAUGUAUAUGAUCAUGAAUUUUUCUUUCUUUUCUUUUUUUUGCACUUAAUAUUAAGUUUUUUGGUUUGAAUGAAUUGCUUGUUUUUAAAAAUGACCUGUAAUGUUGACUGCUGUUAAUAAAGUCCAUUAUACAAAAGAG